AUGGAUCCUGAAUAUGAGGCUUUCAUCACAGCGCAGAGCCAGAAAAAAUACCCCGCACCUGCGAACAUGCUCUCAGCAAUCAAGUCACUUCUGGCGGAUCCUUCCACUCCACCAUCGGCGGCAGCCCGAGAAGCUGUGUCGUGCUUCAUCAAGGAGUCCAACCCAGAUCCCGACUACACGUCACUAUGGCCUCUCCUUGUUGAAACCAUCGGUAAAUUUACGGAUCAGAACGACCGCCUGGUGGACUUUGUUGCGGCACUGCAGAGUCUGUCUGACUGCAACGGAGCUUUUACUCGGCUGGAUGGGCUCAGUGAAUAUAUGACAGAAUUUGUAUUUGACUACGUCGAUCAUCCGUUUUAUGCUCCUCAACGCGAUGAAAAGCGGCAAGCUUGGGUUAAUGUCAACUCUUUCGCAGCCAAGCUCUAUGCUAGGGGCAUCCGUGCUAACAAUGUCGGUCAUCUCCGUCACGGUGGCUGGGUCUUGAGAAAGACACUGGAGAAAGCUCCAUGGGAGAAAUUCCAUCAUGAAGAUGUCGAACAAGAGUUAGAAGAUCUAGACAAUGAUGAGGACGACGAGGAGUAUUGUGAGCUACGUGACCACCUGCUGGAAGAGAUUGAUAUCAGAACCCUCAACGGGUGGGUACCUGCCGCAGCACAGUGGAUCAGACAUUGUGGCAGGGAAAUAUAUGCAAUGGAAGGAUCCAUGGGAAGAGAGUUUCCAACCAAGUGGACAGGAUCCGAGGGCUGGUCAAAGGAACGAUGGGCGUUCUGGAGGGAGAGAUUUGAAUGGAUUAGCUUGGUCACUGCCUUGGAUCGAAAGACACGCAGGAUAGCCAAGGAGAUGGUCCAGGAAAUGGCAAGCAUCGAAGAGGGACAGGACUAG
Messenger RNA from Aspergillus lentulus, 882 nucleotides. Its product is annotated as DUF3632 domain-containing protein. NCBI's taxonomy places the organism in Eukaryota, Fungi, Ascomycota, Eurotiomycetes, Eurotiales, Aspergillaceae. The record is from RefSeq and is a predicted model, not a curated record.